CAUUUUAUGAUUAUUAAAGUACUAGUUAUCUAUUACAAAAAGUUAACGGCCCUCAUAUAUGCCUCCUCCAGAGGUCACCACAGGUGCCACUGGACCCCCUUCUUUCAAGUCAUGCUGGUUAAGGUCACUGACAGCUUUCCACUGCAGGCUUCACUUAGUCAUGCGCAGCUCCACAGUCUGAGAAGCAGUUUCCGUUGCAGUGUUCAGUCUUUCCAAAGUCUGAGUCCCUCUCAACGGUAGCUGUGUGGUCUCUUUUGGAGGAACUAACUCUAGGGGUGUAGGGGUAGGGCUUAGUCUUUCUGCUCUGUGUGUCUUUCCUUUCCAGGAUGACAGGGUGUGAAAAAGUCACGUGUCCUGCUCGGAGUUCACUAAUAACUUUUCAUGUCAAAGAUCUGUUGAAAUGAUGGUGUUUGGCAUUUCUGCUGUGGCUAGAGAGUGUAAAAUCACACAAUGGGCUCACAGUGUGAUUUCUACAGGGCUGUUUUGGAGCAGAUGGGGUGGGGCGACCUGGGGGUGUACGGAGAACCUUCCAGAGAGACUCCAAAUUUGGACCAGAUGGCUGCAGAAGGGAUGCUUUUCCCAAACUUCUACUCGGCCAACCCUCUGUGCUCGCCAUCCAGGGCAGCCCUGCUCACAGGACGGCUGCCCAUCCGCAACGGCUUCUACACCACCAAUGCGCACGCCCGGAAUGCCUACACGCCCCAGGAGGUAGUGGGCGGCAUCCCCGACUCUGAGCUCCUGCUGCCUGAGCUCCUGAAGGAAGCCGGCUACACCAGCAAGAUCGUGGGCAAGUGGCAUCUGGGUCAUAGGCCCCAGUUCCACCCCCUGAAGCACGGAUUUGAUGAGUGGUUUGGAUCCCCCAACUGUCACUUUGGACCUUAUGACAACAGGGCCAGGCCCAACAUCCCUGUGUAUAGGGACUGGGAGAUGGUCGGCAGAUUUUAUGAAGAAUUUCCAAUCGACCUGAAGACUGGGGAGGCCAACCUCACCCAGAUCUACUUAGAGGAGGCCCUGGGUUUCAUCAGGAGGCAGCAGGCCAGCCAACGCCCGUUCUUCCUCUACUGGGCCAUCGACGCCACCCACGCGCCUGUCUACGCCUCCAGAUCUUUCUUGGGUACCAGCAGGCGAGGGCGGUAUGGGGACGCCGUUCGCGAGAUCGACGACAGUGUUGGGAGAAUCCUGAGGCUGCUGCGGGAGCUGCGCCUCGGGGAGAACACCUUCGUCUUCUUCACCUCGGAUAACGGCGCUGCCCUCAUUUCUGCUCCCGAGCAAGGUGGCAGUAAUGGCCCCUUUCUGUGUGGGAAACAGACCACAUUUGAAGGUGGAAUGAGGGUGCCUGCGAUCGCGUGGUGGCCCGGGCACAUCCCUGCAGGCCAGGUAAGUCAUUGUCACCCACAGGAUCUUACGGGGUGUGGGUGCCAGUGGUGGGGAGGACACUUCUGGGCCUACCUGUCCCUCGCAGGCCUGAAGCCGCCCCGUGACAGGGCUGUCGACGGCCUCGACCUCCUUCCUGCCAUUCUGCAGGGCCAGCUGAUGGACAGGCCCAUGUUCUAUUACCGUGGCAAUACACUGAUGGCGGUCACUCUUGGCCUGUACAAGGCCCACUUCUGGACUUGGACCAACUCCUGGGAGGAGUUUAAACAGGGCAUCGACUUCUGUCCUGGGCAGAACGUCUCAGGAGUCACAACCCACACCCAAGAAGAGCACACAAAGCUGCCCCUGAUGUUCCACCUGGGACGAGACCCUGGGGAGAGGUACCCGCUCAGCUUUGGCAGUGCUGAGUACCAGGACGCCCUUGGCAGAAUCACCCCAGCUGUCCAGCAGCACCAGGAGGCCUUGGUCCCCGGACAGCCCCAGCUCAAUGUGUGCAACCAGGCAGUCAUGAACUGGGCACCCCCAGGCUGUGAAAAGUUAGGCAAGUGUCUGAGGCCUCCAGAGUCUGUCCCAGAGAAGUGCUCCUGGCUCCAUUAGCACCUGAUUGAACCCAGAAUCUCCAGACCCUGCAGGUGCCCAAGAGCAGGAAGUGUCUGACCUCUGCGAAGUGCUCACUGCCAGACAGCACCUGCAGCCCCCAGCAAGGCCUGCCGGAGACCUGGUUCUAGAGUCCACUCCUCAUUGCUCCUCCCACCCACCUGACCCUGCAGCCCAUCAUCUCGGCUGGCUAUGAAGGAGGCCACAGGCGUGACUGCUGCCUCCCCUGCUCCUGCGUGUUUCCAUCUCAGUGAUGAAGGAUUGAUGGCAGUGGUGUGAUUGGAUUCUGAGCCCCUCGGUGCUAUUAGGGUGCUCUCCACACCACCCCACAGGGCUGUGGACAAGGGGGGACAGGGAGGAGGCAGACACUCCACCCCACAUUGGGCGCCCAUGCCACUUCUUCUGUGGAGGGUGUCGGUGUCCUUGGCUCUCUGCCCGGGCUCAGCACACUGAUUCUGUCUGCUGUGAGCCCACCUGUCUCAAGGCAGGUGGGAGCCGCCUUCCAUGAGUGGGUUCUCACAUCUCUGCCGUUCCGCCAAAACAAAUCGUAGAAGUUGGGAAGUGUCGAAGAAUCGGCUCAUAAUAAAGAACAAAGCCUGUUUUAA
Molecule: messenger RNA, 2576 nt
Organism: Ictidomys tridecemlineatus (thirteen-lined ground squirrel)
Lineage: Eukaryota; Metazoa; Chordata; Mammalia; Rodentia; Sciuridae
Source: RefSeq, a predicted model, not a curated record